GAGAGUACGAUCAUUCGUGAGCGGGAGUACUUUUCGUCGGUGAUCGAAUGGUAGCGUUUUGUGUUUUGUAGUGGCUUUACAAUAAUUACCGUGUUCACAAACAUAUUUAACACGAAUCUCAGUAAAAUAUAACUCAGAACUAUUGUGUGGCUGUUUAUGUAUGCAGCAUUUAGGCAUUGUGUGCGUGAAAUAAAAAUUACGAUACAAAAACAUUUUCGUAUAUCGCGAAUUAAUAUUUAUGUAUCGUGAAGAUUAAUAAGAAGUAUGACUGGAAACUGUGUCUUUUGACGCAAAAUUCGAACGUUCACAAUAAUCUCUCAUCGCCACAACGCUCCCGCGGCUCGUAUUUCAAUUAAAAAUAAGACUGAUUUAAGGUUAACGUUAAAUAAACGUACAUUCCUUUUGAAAUCUCAACGAAGUAACAUGAAUCUCGGGACGAUGACUUAGAUUAACACGAAGCUCUUGAGAACAAGAAACAGAUAUUGAAAAAUCAGAAUUAUAUCAUGCGAUAGAAGGCUAGAAAGGUCACGAUGUUCAAGUUAUUAGCGCGGUUGAGCGUGUACUUCAAGUACCAGCCGAUUAAGAUAGACAACGCGGUGUUCAGACUGCACAACGUGUUCACGACAGUGCUGCUGAUGACGUGUUCCAUCAUCAUCACCGCGACGCAGUAUGUGGGGAAUCCGAUCCAGUGCAUCGUCAGCGGGUUACCGACAAAUGUAGUGAACACUUUCUGCUGGAUUACGUCUACAUUUACAAUGCCCGAUGCCUUCACCAGAGAGGUGGGCAAGGAAGUAGCACAUCCUGGUGUAGCCAACGAAUAUGAUGGGUCACAGGAGAAGAAGUAUUAUACCUAUUACCAGUGGGUGUGUUUUGCACUCUUCUUUCAGGCAUUAAUGUGCUACACACCCAAGUUCCUAUGGGAUGCGUUCGAAGGCGGACUGAUGCGCACCAUAGUCAUGGGGCUCAACAUCGGCGUCUGCCAUCAAGAAGAAAAAGAGAAGAAAAAAGACGUCCUCAUUUGGUACCUGCUUAGACAUGAGAGGACGCACAAGCUAUACGCGCUGCGAUACUGGGGCUGCGAGUUGCUGUGCCUGGUGAACAUCGUCUUCCAGUUAUGGAUGAUGGACCGGUUCUUCAACGGGGAGUUCUUCACCUACGGCACCAGAGUUCUAGGGUAUAGCGAGGUGCCGCAAGAAGAAAGAUAUGAUCCAAUGAUCUACGUGUUCCCGCGUGUAACGAAAUGUACAUUCCACAAAUUCGGCGCAUCAGGCAGUAUACAAACGCACGACAGUCUCUGCAUUCUGCCUCUGAACAUUGUCAACGAGAAAACUUACAUCUUCAUUUGGUUCUGGUACAUCAUACUUGCAGUUUUAUUAUGUCUCCUCGUUAUAUACAGAUUAGUGAUAAUCUUCGUGCCGUCGGUGCGGCCUCGACUUCUGCAUGCGCGCUCGCGCACCCUGGCGCGUGAGACUGCCGUUGUCGUCUCCCGCAGGACCGACCUUGGAGAUUGGUGGCUGCUCUACAUGCUCGCCAGAAACAUUGACCCCCUUAUUUACAGAGAGUUAAUCUUGGAACUGGCGAAACGCAUGAACGAGAAGGCGGGUCCACGGGCGUGACGUCGAGCCCCGCCCAGCGCGCCAUCGCCGCCGCCAGACCCCAUCGCCACCAUAGACGUCUGACACUGAACCCACACGCCACCGCCCCACAUUCAAAUUUGCACUGUCCUCAAAAUGGAGUUCAGGAUUUGGAGUUUAUUAUAUAAGAUGCACUGGGGGACAUAGUUGUUGGAUGGAAAAAGGUUAUUACAAUAUUUAAAAUAUGUAUAGGACUUUAUAACUGGGCCCUAGUGAUUCGUUAAUUCUAAUAACGGAGACAAAAUAUUCAAGUAUGAUUAUAAUUUUUCAUGUUAUGCAGUUGGAUUUUUAAUUAUAGAUAUAAUAAACUGACGGUGGGUUGCUAGGUUUUGAUUAAAUGAAAAUAGUGUUGUCUUUUUCUUUUUACUUUUUCAUUUACUGAUUCACUCAGUCGUCAACAAGUUAAUUAUCUUUUUAAUAAUUUGUAGACAUUAUAAUUAUUAUUACAAAGAUCGAACGCAAAAUAAAUUCGCUCUGACAGGACGGAUAG
Messenger RNA from Hyposmocoma kahamanoa, 2124 nucleotides. RefSeq names its product innexin inx1-like. Lineage: Eukaryota; Metazoa; Arthropoda; Insecta; Lepidoptera; Cosmopterigidae. Gene Ontology annotation, cellular component: gap junction; plasma membrane. The transcript has 8 exons. Gene Ontology annotation, molecular function: gap junction channel activity. The record is from RefSeq and is a predicted model, not a curated record. The coding region runs from base 531 to 1616 and encodes 361 amino acids.